UUUCUCCUUUUAUCCGUCACAAGAACAAGUAUCGCUUCCAGUCUGAUUGUCACUGUUUGCUUUCCUUUUCCCCCAAAUUCUACCCUGAGCGUGAAUAGGAAAUCCGCUGGGCACUAAAAACCCUCGUGCGGCCAAGAUAAAGAAGGCGAAGGCAGCAUCGCUCUGAUCUUCUUCCAGGGAAUCUAGCAGAUAAUGAGCCAGAAAACAGCAAAUGGACCAUCACGUAACAAGAACAAGAUGUGUGACAGUCUAAUUGGCGACGAUGUUUCCGAAGUAGAUCCAUCUUACAAGCUUUUCCUGGAACAUUUGAGCGAAGUUGGGAGCAGCUAUUUCUGUGAUGUGCCAGAUGGGGAUCAUGGCAUGCCUGCUUCGGUAAGGUAUGAAGUGGACAAAGCUUGCACAAGUGUCCUUAACAAUUCCCUGCACAGGAAUCCGCGUGGUCGAAAGACCAAGCGCCCACGUGUAAGUGUAACAUCAGGUAGGGAUGCCCAUAUAAGUGCGAAGGAGAUGGACACACCAAUUGAUGAAUCCUAUGCAGCAUUCCUGAGCACUAUGAGGAUUGAAGAUGGCUUUAUGGUUGUUGAGCCAGAACUAGGUGUAAGUGUAACAUCAGGCAGGGAUGCCCAUAUAAAUGUGAAGGAGAUGGACACAUCAAUUGAUGAAUCCUAUGCAGCAUUCCUGAGCAUGAUGAGGAUCGAAGAUGGCUUCAUGGUUGUUGAGCCAGAACCAGGUGUAACCUUCGUAUAUGGGAAAGAGGAUGAGACACCCACUGGAUAUGGUAAAAUGCGAACUGCUAGCUCCACAAAGGAGCGAAAGCAUUCGAUGAAUGCACUUGAAAACAUGACUGAAGAUAGACUUGGAAAGACUGACGAUAUUAUAUCUGAAUGUGGAAUCAAUGGACCUGCUCCAGAAUCUUCGGCUUUCAACGUAUCUGAAGAUGAUCAAGGAGACCCUGCUGCUUUUAGUUCUGGUGUUCCUUCUACAUUUGAUGAAAAACUUCAUUCCGUUCUAAGUCAGCCCUAUGACCGAAGUGAACACAAAAAGCUUCUGAGAAAAGCCACUGAGCAGAAGCCUGUGUGCAGACUAAAACACUUGCGAAAUGCAUGCAAGCGCUACGACACAGACGUACUUGGACUAUCAUAUCUUGAUCACUACCCAGAUCUAGCCAAACAAAUACACUCUGCUGACACUGAUGAGGGACGCCUGAACCUCCUGCGAAAAUUCUUCUUCUGGUUGGAGAACUUAUCUCAUGAGGGGGCAUACAUGCCGUGGAAAGCCAAGGGGCUAGCGUGUGAUCCCAUCGUAGCAGACGACUAGCUACAAAGCCGAACAAGUGUGGGCUUGCUGAGAUGCCCCAGGACGAAGGGAAUACUGAAGCACCUUUUGCUGAUGGGCCAAAGGGUGAGCUGAAGCUUCCACUCCUUCCGGCAAUGCUCCCUUCGACCGUUAGCCAUGCACAUCUAUAUCAGCCAUGUACUUUUGGUUGCGCAGCUGCAUGUAAGCCGCCUGGAAUGAUACUAUGCUAGUUUUUGGUAUGUGGCUUAGCCA
Molecule: messenger RNA, 1548 nt
Organism: Lolium rigidum
Lineage: Eukaryota; Viridiplantae; Streptophyta; Magnoliopsida; Poales; Poaceae
Exons: 5
Coding region: 193-1317 (374 amino acids)
Source: RefSeq, a predicted model, not a curated record